AGCUGCCGGGGUUUUGUUGUGUUGUGCAUCCCGAUCUUUAUGAGAUUCUCAUUUUUAAGAAGAAUGUCGUUCGUAGAUCUAGCGUCGUUAAGGAUAAAGUACAAAUCAGAAAAGGAGAUCUUUCUAGAAUCCAGCAUCGACCGCAAGGAACCGAUAAGCCUAUUUCGCAAGUGGUUGCAAGAGGCAUGUGAAACUCCGGAGAUAAUUGAACCGAACGCUAUGUGCCUGGCAACAGCAACAAAGGAUGCUGUACCAUCGGCCCGUUUCGUGCUGCUGAAAGAUGUCACGGACGAUGGGUUCACCUUCUUCACCAACUAUGAAAGUCGCAAAGCGGACGAACUGGCCGAGAAUUCCAAUGUGGCGCUCGCAUUCUACUGGCUUCCGCUGAGACGCUCCGUUCGCAUUGAAGGUUCGGCGGAACGCAUUUCACGGGAAGCGUCAGAGUCGUACUUCCACCAGCGGCCCCGGGCAAGCCAGAUCGGUGCUCUGGCGAGCCCGCAAAGCAAACCGAUACCGAACCGAGAGUUUCUCGACGCGAAGGAAAAAGCCAUCAAGGAAGAGCUCGGCCCCGAUCGGGAAGUUCCACUGCCCAACUGGGGUGGCUACCUAGUUCGCCCGAAAGCGAUCGAAUUUUGGCAAGGACAAACCAAUCGCUUGCACGAUCGUAUUCGAUUUCGCAAGGAGCUCAAGGCGGAUGAUACCAUCGAUGGGGAACUGUUGCACCAGGGUGAGAACGGUUGGGUAUACGAACGUUUGGCGCCCUAAUCAAUUCCGGUGUGUGUGUGUGCCGCAUAUUAAAAGAAAAGUCUUCCAUCGUUCUCGCUAAGCGCUUUGUGUUAUCUACUAGUUUCGGAUAUUGGAUUGAAGUAUGUGGAUUCCUCUGGUUUGUUGCCUUUCCUUUAUUUCAACGGAUCGUUUUUAAACUGUGGCCCUCGAGCAGAGUAGGAUUCACUAUUUUUCCAUAUUGUUGUAAUAAAUUUGUGUGAUGCUUAAUGGAACGACUUGCGUUGUGCAGGAAAUAUAUCUUCUUCCAAAUUUGUA
Molecule: messenger RNA, 1041 nt
Organism: Anopheles coustani
Lineage: Eukaryota; Metazoa; Arthropoda; Insecta; Diptera; Culicidae
Product: pyridoxine/pyridoxamine 5'-phosphate oxidase-like
Exons: 3
Coding region: 40-765 (241 amino acids)
Biological process (GO): pyridoxal 5'-phosphate biosynthetic process; pyridoxine biosynthetic process
Molecular function (GO): pyridoxamine phosphate oxidase activity; FMN binding
Source: RefSeq, a predicted model, not a curated record